This is a messenger RNA of Sorghum bicolor (sorghum), 1539 nucleotides long. RefSeq lists its product as uncharacterized. The transcript has a single exon. Lineage: Eukaryota; Viridiplantae; Streptophyta; Magnoliopsida; Poales; Poaceae. The coding region runs from base 384 to 1154 and encodes 256 amino acids. The record is from RefSeq and is a predicted model, not a curated record. Gene Ontology annotation, biological process: root development; shoot system development.
ACACCAAAUGCUCAAGAAAUUUGGAUGACACGUUGAUCAUCUUGCAAUCGCCGGUUUCAGAGAUUAUUCUAAAUGCUGACAGCACAGCAGUCAGGCCAAACAUGCCAGCAUUGCAAGGUGACAUGAAGAAUAAUCAUGAAUAUUGAAUUCAAAUGUUGCUUCUGUUAAUAUGCAGCAUCCAGCUAUCCUCUCUUCAUACGAUCUGAAUCUAACAUUAAAUGAUUAAACUACACAAUCGUGCAGGUGAUUUUGCUUCCAGUUAUCUAGACAUCCCAUGUUGGCCAGAAGCUCAAUAGCACCUUGUCACCGAUAAGAUUCUUGCUGUCUACAAGGUCAGCGAUGCCACUUCUUCAGCUUUUUCAUUAUAUAUAUAGAGGACAACCAUGGCAGGUCGACAGCAUUUCAGCAGUUUCCUUUGUGCUCUCUUCUCUUCCAUUUCUAGAGGAAAACAGAGCACUUCAGCUUCCAUUGAAGCCAUGGCCUUCCACCUCAGAUCAGCUAGCGUGCCUUCCAGUCCUCGCUCCAAUGACGUCAAUGUUGAAGAACAGCUCCAGAGCUUGAACACAACCAUCUCUUCAUCUUGUGCCACCAUAGGAACCAUGUGCGAUGGUUUGAGAAAGCUUGGAGAAAUUUACAACUACAUUAGUGAGCUUGUGUGCUUACCUAGCAGCCAAGUUCCAAAGCAGAGGAAAGCAGUGGAGCAAGAGCUUGAGUGCUCGCUUGUCUUGCUCGACCUUUGCAACACAAUGCAAGAAAGCUUCUCUGAGCUCAAUGAAAGCAUCCUGGACAUGCAGCUGGCUCUCAAGAGAGGAGAUGAUGCAGUUGUUCAAACCAAGAUCCAGUCAUACAUCCGUAUGGCGAAGAAGACACAAAAACAGUUCAAGAAUAUCAGCAAGGAGUCUGCAGCAGCUGAUCAGGAAAGCUGCAAACUGAUCAAGGUGAUGUCUGAAGCCAGGGAGACUGCUGUCUUGAUGCUGGAAUCUUCAUCCCAACUCUUGUCGAAACAAAUGGUGGUACCAAGUCACAGCAAGUGGUCUCUCAUCUCCAAGACUUUCCGGAAGAGAAGAGUUGUGUGUGAGGAGGAGCAACUGCAGGAGUUGGAGUUGGACAUUGUUGAUCUUGAGAGUGGAGUUGAGACUUUGUUCAGGAACUGAUCCAGAGCAGGGUUUCUCUUCUGAAUGCUCUUUGCUUGUAGAUCAUACACCAACUGUGAUUCCUAGUGAUUAGUAUCCGACUUUUCGAGGAUUAGCUAAUCAUGAAAACAAUUUUUUGAUGUAUAUUAUGAGAAAGUGUACAUAGAUAUUCUCAAUGAGAAAAUCAAAAGUUUUGAUCCAUCUCAUGCUGUCAGUUUUUCUGCUGUUUCCUUUUUCUUGUCCAGAAAAUAGUAAACUUUUCUGGUGUUAUGAAAAAAAAUGGUAACGGUUCAGUCACAGCUAAGCAAAUGAAAUGUUGCUCAACAGCAGACAGAAGAUCCUUGUAAAGUGGAUCAUGCUCUCUCUCUAAGUGAUAGCAUGUCAGCUCCAGCCAUGAGGCUUAAGC